This is a messenger RNA of Ipomoea triloba (trilobed morning glory), 1185 nucleotides long. Its product is annotated as F-box/kelch-repeat protein At4g19930-like. Gene Ontology annotation, molecular function: protein binding. The transcript has 2 exons. NCBI's taxonomy places the organism in Eukaryota, Viridiplantae, Streptophyta, Magnoliopsida, Solanales, Convolvulaceae. The record is from RefSeq and is a predicted model, not a curated record. Bases 1 to 1185 code for a protein of 394 amino acids.
AUGACGACAGCUUUACAGCCUUUUCUUCCACAAGAGAUCCUCGUCGAAAUUCUGAGUAAACUCCCUGCCAAAUCUCUGGUGCGAUUCAAAUGUGUUUCUAAAUUCUUUUGUUCUCUGGUUGUGGAUCAUCCUUUUGCCGAUCUUCAUCGCAAUUGGUCCUUAACCCUUCCCAGUAGGAUGAGCAUUCUCAUCGUUUACCCAAUACUGCGGCGUGGCACCUGUUCCAAUUGGUAUUACAAAAUAAAUUACUCCGAAGAAAAUCAAGGAAAGCUCCAAGCCAAUCGCCUCCACUAUUUCGACGACGACGACUGUUUUCGAGAGGUUUAUAUGAGCUCCUCAUUGAACGGCCUGAUUUGUUUCUGCAGAAACUCAAAUGACGACAUUGCUAUUCACAACCUUAGUACUCGACAGCAUAUUCUUCUCCCGGCAAGCUGCCGCCGUGUGCGGCGGCGCCGCUCUAGGAGCCGCAUGAUGAACGCUAUAGGGCUCUUAGGUUUUGAUUCAGUUUCGAGAAGAUACAAGGUGUUGAAGUCAGUACAGUUUUGCACCCACCCUGGCCCCGGCCAGGGCUGGCAUGUUUCGGUAAAGCAUUGGGUGUUUACACUGGGCGUGGAUGAAUCAUGGAGGGAGAUCCACUCCUCUCCCUACUUCCAUCCUUACAGUUGUUUGAAUAGCUAUUGUGCUAGUGUUUAUAUUAACGGCGUUAUCUAUUCGCUUAAUUACUUGAAUAAUUCCUUGAAUAAAGAAGGUGACCGCAUAGUAGCAUUUGAUUUUAAGGUUGAGAAUUUUCGAGCAAUACCUCCUCCUCCCUCUCCCUUAACUACUAUGAGGGCGGGAUUGGUAGAGGUGGAUGGUCAAUUAGCUCUUGUUAAUCUUAAUUGGGAUGAGGAUGACCCCGGUAUGGAAAUAUGGAUUAUGGAGGUGGAGGAGAAGGAGUCUAUGGUAUGGAAGAAACAAUAUGUGAUUCACUUCCCCAUCCAAUUGGAAAGGUGGUUUAAGAAGACGAAUUUUUUCUUAGCUACUAAUCAUGCUGGGGAAAUUGCUGUUGGUGGAUUUAGUGAAGAAGAAUAUGCUCUGCUAAGUAUCUUUUCAGAGGCUUGUGGCACUAAAAUUAAACCGGAGGAAAGCAGCAAUGCUUCUUUCUGCUUUAAAUUGUCUUGUUUUCUUCCCAGGAAAUCACAUUAG